Molecule: messenger RNA, 1644 nt
Organism: Pseudophryne corroboree (corroboree frog)
Lineage: Eukaryota; Metazoa; Chordata; Amphibia; Anura; Myobatrachidae
Gene: TSPAN19
Product: tetraspanin 19
Exons: 10
Coding region: 354-1121 (255 amino acids)
Cellular component (GO): plasma membrane
Source: RefSeq, a predicted model, not a curated record
UCCCAGCCAGCAGUCACUUGUUCACUGGGCAGCAGCGGAGGCGGUGACACGGGGAGGGGAGAGGCCGGAGUGACAGUAGGCGGUUCCGCCUCCCCAGGCUCACUUCUCAUCACUAGUCUCCCAGGUUGUAACAGGUCUCUACUGUCCAGAGACAUUUCACUAAGCAGAGAGAAGCCCUGCCUCAUUCUACAACACCCCUGAUGAAGUCGUUACUGACGAAACGCGUUUGAUGAUAAGUAAUUUGAGAACACAAGCUAACAAAAAAAGCUUCGCCCCAAUCAGGGGGCUCUCAUAGACUAAAGAAAGCUAUGUACUAAUUGAAUGUGUCAAUAUUUCAACAAGAUAAAGGCAAAAUGAAACAAAAGGACAAAAUCAAAGUACUGAAGUAUGUUUUUUUCAUCAUCAAUAUUAUACUACUGGUUUUAGGAAUGUUAAAUAUGGGAUUUGGCCUUUGGAUCAAAUAUGAUAAGAGAACUAUGUUCAGCUUUUUCGAACUGGAGCUCUAUACAUUCUAUACAUUUCCAAUUGUCUUUACAUAUGCUGUGAUUCUUGUGGGAGCUGCAACAUGUUUUGCAUGUUUUUUUGGAUUUCUGGGAGCUGUAAAGGAAGUCAGAAUGUUUCUAUUAGUGUUUGCUGGUUUGUUGUGCUUGCUGUUUACAAGUGAAGUUAUAAUUCAUCUACCGAUUCUGGUGUUUUGCCACAAAGGACUGAUUUUAAAUAUUUUUUUGGAAAAAAUUAAUGCGGUUAUUUCUCAAUAUACAAAGAAAAAAAUUAUUGGAAACGAGCAGAAGCUGGUCAUUCUAGAUACCAUACAGCAAAUUUCAAAAUGCUGUGGAGUUCAGAACUACACUGACUGGAUAAAUAUUUCCCUGGCUGAACCAUAUUACCUGCCAUGUUCUUGCACUAAUUCCUAUGUGAAUGACAAGUUCUGCAACACUAGUCACCCGGGAAUUUUUCAGAGUGGCUGCAAAGAUGCCAUUAUACAGUGGUACAAUAACAAUAUUGCAACUAUGAGUGGCUUAAUGUUUCUUCUCUUGAUAACUGAGGUUUUGCAGAUUGCACUGUCGAUAAUCCUUAUAAAGAAAAUUCACCAGUUAAAUAAAGUUAAUCAGAAAUCCUAAAAGUGCUGUAUUCCGUAGAGUGUAACAGUGUACCUUGGCUGAAGCCCUUUUCAAAUGGACACUGAACAAAUGUUUGAAGUAUCUUUGAAAAAGUAUCUACAGUAUGUCCGAUACAAAACGUGUUAGAUACACCUUAGCGGCAUCAUUUAAAGACUGGUCGGCUUCAUCAUUUCUCAUACCAGGUAGUGAAGACUAUCUCUAUUACACUUGAAUGGAAGAUGUGAGACACAUUGUGAGUAAACUUUUACUGAAUAUAACAUGGACCCUCCUUUUCACAAAGCCUUAUACAACUACUGAGAGGAGGACUUCCUUUAUGUGUUGCCAGCAUGCAGCUAAACUUUCCCAGGCUGCUGAGAUUGGAGGUGUAGGCAGUAUCAGUAGGAACAAGCUAUCAUUGCUCAUGAGAGAUCCUGCUGACGUUCUGCAGCUUAUUGUCCUCAUUCCUCCACUGGUAACUUAAUACUUAGACAUCCCUUGUGUUUAUUGCUACACUGAACUGUUGGAUAUAUUUAUUGGCAUCCUG